AUGGCGUAUAAGUUUGUCACCGCCCAUGCAGGAGCAAAGAAUGUAGAGGCUAGAGUUAACGACAUCUUCGCUGUUCGACAAACCAUGGGAAAAAGGCUCAGGGAAUUCCUGGCCAGAUUCAACAGGGUAAGAAUGAGCCUAACAAACUUAUCGGAAGGUAUGGCGGUCGCCGCUUUCCAGAAUAGGCUAAGUAGGGACGGCUCGAGGGCGACCAAGAAACUGCUGAGUCGACUUAUGAAGUAUCCUCCCACCACAUGGGAGGAAAUUCACAAUGCCUACUGUGCCGAGGCACGUGCAGAUGAGGACGACCUUAACGGUCCAACCCGGCGGCUGAAAACGAUACACCCAGAGAUCAGGAGGGACCGGCUCAAUGAAAGACGACAGGAAAAAGUCCCGUGUCUCAACAGGGAAAGACAUCGACCUUACGUCAGAUCAUCUCAUCCCCCGCCGCCAAGAAGUAGUGUACGCACUAGAGAAGCUGAGCAACAAGGUACAAUGACCAACAAAGAUGACCCUACCACCCGAAAAUCAAAUGCCCUGUGCGAGUUCCACCAGGAGCGAGGGCACAAACCCGAAGACUGCAUAGGUCUACGGCAAGAGGUGGUCAGGAUGAUGAACCAAGGGUUCUUGAGAGAAAUACUCAACGAUAAAGGAAAACUCAACUUAGCACGUGGAAGGGAACAACCCCACGGUCCACCAAGGACGACCUCACCAACACGCACAAUCAAUAUGAUCAUCGGGGAUGGCAAUAACUCGGCGAUCAACCACGUCAAAUUCACCACCACUCACAAACUGAAGCGAACCAUCACUCAUGAACGGUAUGAUGACAUCGAAGAUAGUAUCACCUUCGAUAAGUCCGAUGUCAACGGAUUGUCUUUCCCUCAUUAUGAUACUUUGGUUAUUACUUUAUGCAUUGUAGAUACGGAUGUUAGGAGAAUUAUGGUUAACGACGGUAGCGACGCCUUGGAAAGAACCUCUGGGGAGGUAACCCGUUCUGGCGGGAGGAGUCAAGAUGGAAACCACUUUCCAUGUGAUGAACCAAGGACAUACAACACCAUCAUUGGACGUCCGUGGAUUAUCAAGUAA
This is a messenger RNA of Nicotiana tabacum (common tobacco), 1086 nucleotides long. The record is from RefSeq and is a predicted model, not a curated record. Lineage: Eukaryota; Viridiplantae; Streptophyta; Magnoliopsida; Solanales; Solanaceae.